Helianthus annuus (common sunflower) is the source of this 1851-nucleotide messenger RNA. Its product is annotated as amino-acid permease BAT1 homolog. Gene Ontology annotation, molecular function: L-lysine transmembrane transporter activity; L-alanine transmembrane transporter activity; gamma-aminobutyric acid transmembrane transporter activity. Lineage: Eukaryota; Viridiplantae; Streptophyta; Magnoliopsida; Asterales; Asteraceae. Gene Ontology annotation, cellular component: membrane. Gene Ontology annotation, biological process: transmembrane transport; gamma-aminobutyric acid transport. The record is from RefSeq and is a predicted model, not a curated record. The coding region runs from base 158 to 1726 and encodes 522 amino acids. The transcript is spliced from 7 exons.
UGAUAUAAAACUCAUUUAAUUUCAUUCUCAACAGUUAAUAAUAAUAUCAAUCAAUCAUCCCCAUUAUUCCACAAAGACUUCUUACAAACAGCUGAUAACACUCUACACAAAAUUCUCACUCAACAACACUUGUGCAAUUUUCAUCCAAUCUUCAACAAUGGGUUCACAAAAUGUUAUCCAAAUUAACGGCAAACACCCACAAGAUUCCGGUCACUCAAGAUUAAACGAAUUGGGAUACAAACAAGAACUCAAGCGUGAUCUUUCGGUGUUGUCAAAUUUUGCGUUUUCUUUUUCGAUAAUAUCAGUGGUUACAGGGAUAACAACAUUGUAUAAUAGUGGGUUGAGGUUUGGUGGGCCAGUUGUGUUGGUGUAUGGAUGGUUAGUGGCUGGUGUGUUCACCAUGGCUGUGGGUUUGUCUAUGGCUGAAAUUUGUUCAUCUUAUCCUACUUCUGGUGGUUUGUAUUAUUGGAGUGCUAAACUUGCUGGUCAUAGUUGGGCUCCCUUUGCCUCUUGGAUCACUGGCUGGUACAACAUUGUAGGCCAGUGGGCUGUGACAACAAGUGUUAAUUUUUCACUUGCUCAGUUGAUUGGAGUAAUCAUUCUUCUGAGCACCGGUGGCCAAAACGAAGGUGGUUACGUAGCUUCUAAAUACAUGAUUCUCGUUAUUCAUGCUGGCCUUCUUCUCGUUCAUGCCAUCAUAAACAGCCUCCCGAUUUCAUGGCUAUCCUUCUUUGGACAAAUAGCAGCCGCCUGGAAUAUAUUAGGUGUCUUUUUUCUAAUGAUUUGUAUACCCCUGGUUGCAAAAGAAAAGGCUAGCGCAGAAUUCGUGUUUACACAUUUCAAUACGGAUAAUGACGCGGGAAUUAGUAGUAAACCGUACAUAUUUCUUAUCGGGUUGCUUAUGAGCCAGUAUACAUUGACUGGGUAUGAUGCCUCUGCUCAUAUGUCGGAGGAAACAAAGAGUGCAGAUAUAAAUGGGCCGAAAGGAAUCAUUAGUUCUAUUGGCAUCUCUAUAAUAGUUGGAUGGGGCUAUUUGCUUGGAAUAACAUUCGCGGUUACCGAUAUCCCGCAACUUUUAAGCCCGGAUAACGAUGCAGGCGGUUACGCAAUUGCCGAGAUAUUUUAUCAAGCUUUCAAGAAACGGUAUGGGAGUGGUACUGGAGGUAUCAUUUGCUUGCUCGUGGUGGCUGUUGCCAUUUUCUUCUGUGCCAUGAGCUCGCUCACAAGCAAUUCAAGGAUGGUAUAUGCAUUUUCAAGAGACGGAGCAAUGCCGUUGUCAUCGUUAUGGCAUAAAGUGAACCAACAGGAGGUCCCGAUAUAUGCUGUUUGGCUCUCCGCGGUCAUAGCAUUCUGCAUGGCCCUUACGUCUCUGGGGAGUAUAGUGGCAUUUCAAGCCAUGACAUCAAUAGCAGUGAUCGGUUUGUACAUAGCCUAUGCGUUACCGAUAUUCUUCAGGGUCACUUUGGCCCGUAAAUCAUUUGUACCCGGGCCUUUUAAUUUGGGCCGGUAUGGUGUUGUUAUUGGUUGGAUAUCAGUUCUUUGGGUCAUUACCAUUUCGGUGCUCUUCUCUUUGCCUGUAGCGUACCCGAUUACUGAUCAGACUCUCAACUAUACCCCUGUGGCGGUUGGUGGUCUUUUUAUUAUCGUGGUGUCUUAUUGGAUAGUGAAUGCGCGAUAUUGGUUUAAAGGUCCUGUAACAAAUGUUGGUACCCCUAGCAAUGUAUGAUGUUACCGUUAUUUGUAUAUCAACUUUUUAGUGGCAAUUAUAUUCGUGUAGGGAAUCAGUAAUGAAAAUAGUUUUUUUCACCUUUGUAUAAUGAAUUUGAAAAAGAAAGUACACUUUUUAGUCAA